This is a messenger RNA of Hibiscus syriacus, 515 nucleotides long. RefSeq lists its product as uncharacterized. The transcript is spliced from 2 exons. Bases 79 to 438 code for a protein of 119 amino acids. Lineage: Eukaryota; Viridiplantae; Streptophyta; Magnoliopsida; Malvales; Malvaceae. The record is from RefSeq and is a predicted model, not a curated record.
GUUCUCUUUCUUUCUUGUGCCUUUUUUCUCUCAUCGACCAAAUCUUCUUCCUUUCUCCAGAAUCCAACGCCGUCAAUAAUGGUGGAUAUUCAACCUGUUUGCUGCAUGUGCGGUGACGUCGGUUUCCCUGAAAAGCUCUUCCGCUGCAACAAAUGCCUCCACCGGUUUCAACACUCGUAUUGCAGUAACUACUACAGCGAGUUCGCGGAACCGGUUGAACUGUGUGAUUGGUGCCAGAGAGAAGAAAGAAACCCAAAGCAAGGAAGCUCUUCAAAGAAAUCAUCAGUCUGUAACGAAGCUGGAAUUAUGAAUCGAUCGGAGUAUUCUGGUGACAAAAUCAAGCAAGAGAGUGGCGAUCACAAAGGAAAGAGCAGUGGAACCCCUUCUCCAAGGCCUACGACACGCAGGUACAAGCUUCUCAAGGAUGUGAUGAGUUAAAAACACUUGAAAAAUAAUUAAAAUAAAUGGUUUAUGUCAAGAAACCAUCGUGUGUUUCACAGUAGCAAAACAUGUUU